UUUCCAAACACCGUCGUCGUGCACAUUUCUCUUUGAUGUUGCGCUGUUAUCGUUGGUAUUAAUUGAUGAUUUCUGUUUCAGGUUUGUGCAACAUGUCAAGGUUGUUCGCGUGGCGGCGUUAAAGACAGUGCUAGCUACUUUUAGAGAUUGACUGAAAUGCGGAUAGGUGUGACUUCGAGUGGGUGUAUAUAAAAACGAUGCAUGGUGUGUGAGGUCGGGUCUGCGGUCAUGGACAUGAGCGGAGAGGGUGGAGGCGCGGCCGCGGGGGCGGGGGCGCUUCAGCAGCGGUGGUACGAGAGCCGCGUGAACGGCAGCCCCGCCGCCGGCGACGUCAACGAGCCCAACGGGGACUUUUUCCACUCGCCGCUAGAGGGCGGUCACCAUAGUCGCGCUCGCUAUUACCAUCAGCAGAUGCACGCUCCAUACUCAGCCGCUGUCAGCUCGCAUGGUCGGACGCUGAGCGGCGGGAGCGGGCAGGUGUGCAGGCCCCACUUCCACACCCCGUUGCACCCGUGGCUGGAGUCGAAGGCGUUAGGUGGCGGUGCGUGGGGCAGCGGCUUCCAACAAGACGGUGCUCCAGCUGACAAGCCGCUGUCCCCCGCGCAACAUCACCAUCCCCACCCUUUAUUCUCCUUCCCUCCGACGCCGCCAAAGGACUCCACACCGGAUUCCGUGGCAGCGGCUGCUUUAGGACAACAGGACUACCAAGCGGCGGUGGCACACGCGACUGCCAUGAGCGUCGCUUUCAUGCAGCAACAGGAGCUGCCGCUUUGUGGUGACGUCAAACCUAUGAUGGGGGCACCCCCGUCGAAGCAACGCGAAGGUGCGCAGCAGGACUCGUGCCCCCAGGAGUCGAGCCAGCCCUCCGGGGAAUACAACGCACAAUACAACGCCGCCGGCGGCGACUACUACAACUACCAGGGGAAAGGGUUUAGUGGGGCGCAGCAGCAGAAUAAGCCGCGACCUAACAAGACGCGGACGAGCGCCGAGGGUCGCGAGUGCGUGAACUGCGGUGCUACGAGCACACCUCUGUGGCGGCGUGAUGGCACCGGUCAUUAUCUAUGCAACGCCUGCGGCCUCUACUACAAGAUGAACGGUCAAAACCGUCCGCUCAUCAAGCCCAAGCGAAGAUUGUCGCUGCAGAGUGCGGCGCGACGGGCCGGUACCUCGUGUGCGAACUGUAAGACCACCACAACCACGCUAUGGAGGCGCAACCAGAACGGAGAGCCAGUCUGCAAUGCAUGCGGACUGUACUACAAAUUACAUAAUGUGAACCGGCCACUAACAAUGAAAAAAGAAGGUAUUCAGACAAGAAAUCGCAAGCUUAGCAGUAAAAGUAAGAAGAAAAAAGGGGGCAUGGGAAUGGGAGGAGGUGGGGCGUGUGCACUUGCCCUUGGCGGCGUCAUGGGUGACAUGAUCAAGCCACUAGGAGACGCUACCAAGAGCUUCGGUGGGUCUGCUUUCCCAUCGGCCAUGGACUUCGGUCAACACCAAGUGGGUUUGGUUCAUCCGGCGGCGGCGCAUAUGUCCCACUGGUACGGUGCCCCACACCAAGGUUUUGCGCCUCCACCGGCAUCCCACAAUCCAUACCAUCACCAUCACCUCGCGCAACUAAAUUCCAUGACCGGUUGGAGGAGUGAGUAUACGUGAUAAGUCAACUAAACAAGAAUGAGUCCUUACAGGAUCUACGUUAGAUGUCGUUGAAAAUAAACCAUGACACCGUCCACUACAGGACAGGUUCCAGUGAGCCUCAGAAAGCGAGAGGCAAUGCGGAAAACAGAUGCUGUGAUCCCAGUUAAUAAAUUGUUUGUAUUACAGGGUGCGAUCUGGCAAUGAAGACGGUAAAGCGGGAAAAAUAAAAAAAAAUAGAAAGGCACAAAGUCUGUUUACCAAGGCCUUUUAUAUUUAAAAAAGUAUUGAGCUUUUGGUCAUAUUUCGCGCCAAUACUUUGAGCACCGUUUUCAUAUCUAGAUUGUUUUAGAAUGUACACUCUAAUGAAAAUAUUCAUAUUACUUUGACACAUCAUGUAAUUGCAAGACUGUAAAACAGAAUUGAUGUUUCUACAUUUUUAUCAGCAAAGAUACAGUUUAGAAUAGAUUGAACAUAUCUCAAAAACGCACCUCAUCCCAGUGAAAUUCCCAAGACUUUGAUAUGCCGUGAUCAGUUUCCUAUAAGUGUUACGAGUGUUUUACACGAAGAAGUAAUUAGCGAAAUUGUACAGUAUUAUAUUAUAGUUAUUAAGUCGAUAUUACGAUACUUAAUUAUAGUUCAAAAACAAUUUGUGUAUUUUGUACAUAUCUUUUUUAAGUUAUAUUAUUCCGUUCCUGUAUAAAAAAAGCUGUCUUUUUUAAUUAUUUAAUUUGAACGGUUCAGUUCGCUAUAGGAAUUGUGAUGUGUUCAGAGAAAUUAUUUUCCAGAGAUAAUUUGUUUUUUUUUUUCUUUUUGUACAUUUUAAUUUGUGUAGAUGAUAUUGAAUGAAAUGCAAUAGUAAUUUAUGUAAUAGUUAUAAAAUCAUGAGGAAUGUAAAUAAUUUAAUAAAGAAAGCUGUUUUUAAUAGUUACAUUGUUCUGAACUGAUAAUUGUGGAUAUCGAGAGGAUUUUAUUAUUUUUUAUUUAUGUUUGUAUAUGAAUAUUCCCCCCUACGUAAAUUUAAGAGAACAGGUCACUUAUUUGGUUUAUAAUUUAGUAUAUAUCGCAACAUAUUUUUUAAUAAAAGUAUUCAAAAUUGUAUUAUUUACUGAUGUAAAUUUAAGAUACUUGUGGCCAUAAAUUAUACUGUGAGAUCUCGUUUGUGAAUAAGGUAAUAAUUAUAAUAAGCAUACGUUUUUCUAAAUUAAGCUUUACAAUAUUCGCAAACAAGAUCUCUGGACCCCAAAAUGUAUAUAUGUCAUGUAAAUGAGCGCUGUAGAAAAUAAAUGAAGGAAUCAUUAUAAGACUAUCAGAAUAAAAAUGUAAAUUAGCGAUCAAUACAAAAAAAAGCCUAUAACGAUAUCCCGUACCUAAAAUUUUUAGUUU
Messenger RNA from Diatraea saccharalis (sugarcane borer), 3015 nucleotides. The record is from the annotation of a GenBank genome assembly. Lineage: Eukaryota; Metazoa; Arthropoda; Insecta; Lepidoptera; Crambidae.